AAAAAAAUGAACAAACAUAAUACAGCUUCGAGAAGUGUUGAUGAGGAUGAAUUGCCACCUCUGAUAGAUACCGAUAAUGAAGAGGAGGAAGAAGACUUACCACCUCUAAUGGAUACGGACGAGGAAGAAGAAUCAGACCAACCUCCUUUGGUUGGCACUGAUAAUGAAGAUGAAUUGCCACCUCUGAUGGAUACCGAUAAUGAGGAAGAGGAUGAAUUACCUCCACUUAUGGAUACUGAUGAUAAAGAGGAAGUUAGUAACAACAAGGCUUCAAGCUCUGAUAAUAUUACUACCAGAAAUAGUGAAUCAAAAGCAACAGAUUCUGGUGAUCAUUCCGAUGGUGAAGAUUUGCCACCUCUAAUGGAUACUGAUGACGAGGAAGAGGAUGAAUUACCUCCACUAAUGGAAACUGAUGAUGAAGAGGAGAAGGCUGAAGAAGAUGUUUUGCCUCCAUUGGUGGAUACUGAGGAUGAAGAAGAGAAAUUAGACAAGGAUAGUGCAGAGGAUGAAUUACCACCUUUAGUUGAUAUCGAUGAUGAAGAGGAGAAACAAGAUGAUCAAAAACUCAAAAACCAGCCAGAAGUAAUUACCAAUCCAAGUCUAAAAACACAAUCGGAAGAGGAUGAAUUACCACCUCUAGUAGAUACAACUGAUGAUGAAGAGAAUGAAGAUGAUUGGGAGGAUGUAGAUGAAAAUGACGAAAAUAGUGACGACGACUCUCUACCUCCACCACUAAUGGAUACUGAUAAUGAAGAGGACGAUAGUGAGGAUGAAUUACCUCCUCUAGUAGAAACAAGUGAUGAAGGCAUGCCUGGUUUAGUGGAUGAUGAAGAUGAGGAAGAUGAUGAUAGUGAUCUACCUGAUUUAAUUGAGGAUGAUUCAAAUAGUGAUGACGAUUCUGAUUCUUUUCACAGUGGAGAAGAUAGUGACGAUGAAGACUUUUUCCAAGCUACUCAAAUGAGAAGAAUGCAGAACCAGAAGGACCCAACUAGCAGCACCAUUCCUGAAACAGUUAAACGAAGAGCUCCAAGAAAUACUGAAAAGAAUAAGAAAGAAUGGGAAGAAUAUAAGGCCAAAUUAGAAGAAUCUAAAAAGAGAAAAGAAAAUAAGAAACAGAGAGAGGAACAGAAAAGACAACAACUUUUGCAAGAGCAACAACCUACAUCAACACCAAAAGUUGAAGUACCAUCCAACACCUCUAAUGAGCCUCAAAUUGAAAUUAUUGAAUUGGGUACUUGUUUAUUCUGUAACCAAUCUGGUGGUAGAACAAUUACAAACAAAGAUGAUUUUUAUAUUUGUACUUGUUCUAAUAAGUGCAAGCUCAAUUUCCACAAGGAAUGUUGGCUAAAGUAUUACAGAGCUAACAGAAAUAAUGAUAGAAGUAUUACUUGUCCAACAGAAGCAUGUGGAGGUUAUGGUGAACAGCUGGCCUAUUAUGAAAAACUUUCAGAGACACCAAAAACUACAACCUUGAGUGCGCCUGUGGUCAAUAAUGCACCUACAACCAAAUCAAAGAAGAAAUCUGCCAAUAAGGAAAUUAAUAACACAAAGGAUCAAACUUCCAAUGAGAACAUUGUUCCUCAAAAGAAGACUAGAACCACAAAACAGAGUACUUUACCAGAUACUAGUUCAUCUUCUACAACAUCAGCUGAGACAAAACAAAACGAAGCAAUAUCAAAUACAACACAACAAGAACCAGAGGAAAUUAAGGUUGUCCUCAGCGUAGGUAAAUUUGCCAAAGCUGUGGAAAGAAAGAAGUUUAAUGAUAAAGCCUUGGAAGAAACUGAAAAAUUAAAGAAAGCUCAACUUUACAAACGUGUUGACUUUACUAUCAAAACUGGAUAUGACAUAGGUAUUGUGAUUGAAUUGGAAAAGCCAUUUGGAAAGAUUCUCACAUCUACUUCCUCUUUGAGAUGUAGAAUUGAAAACUUACAAUUGGGGGAUUUGAUUCAAUUCCAAACAAUUUCAGGAAAUGAAUACGCUCAGAAUAUUGAGCUUAUAGAAAGAUUACAAAACGUUCCACAAAACUUCCCAGAAUUAUUCGGUCAGCUAAAGGAAGAUUUGAAAAAGUUAAAAGAAUCUCAUGGUACUAACAUUACUUUCAAAGUUAGACAAUCAAAGAAGAAGAAAACAACUACCACCCAGCCAACUAAAUCUAAAGGAUCAUCAACAUCUGCAUCUGGAUCCAUACAAAGUACCAUCAAAGGAGAAUCAAAGAAUAUAUUACUACAACCAAGUCCUUAUGAGGCCGACACAGAUUCACCUCCACAAGAAAAGCCAAUAGCACGAAAAUUAUUCGAACUUGGUGAUUUACCAGAUGAACUAAUUUCUCAAUUUAACUAUUGUCUUGGAGAAAUUAUUGGCAAAAAGGAAACAUUUGGUAAGAUUAACGUUAUGGCACAUCCUUCAAAUAUGCCUGAAGUUGACAGAAUUCCACUCGUAUUUUUCCAUAUCAAGAAUUUCAAUAAGGCAUCUAUCCUUCCAAACAAUGGUGAUAAAGUAUUAUUCUUCCUUACCAGCCAACAACAAGGCAGUCCUAGUGCAACUGACAUUCAUGUAGUUUCCAAUGAUUUGUAUGAACAUUUACAAUUUAGACUUCAAGAAAAUGUGUAACCUAUUAGUUUGACAAAUUUAAGAGUACUAUUGAUCACCUCACAUGAAAAGACAUUAUGAUGUGCUACUUGAAGUAAGAUUUCUACUUUGAGCAAGUUGUGUGAUUCUCAGAAUGUUAUUAACAAGAUAUUGUAUGAUAAGAAGAAAAUCUAGUCAUUGAUUUCCUUUCCAACAACAUCAAGUCUUUAUGAUAUUUCAUAAUUUCCAAAUAAACUAAAUGCUUUGAUUU
This is a messenger RNA of Naegleria gruberi, 2842 nucleotides long. RefSeq lists its product as uncharacterized. Bases 7 to 2613 code for a protein of 868 amino acids. The transcript has 3 exons. NCBI's taxonomy places the organism in Eukaryota, Heterolobosea, Eutetramitea, Acrasida, Naegleriidae. The record is from RefSeq and is a predicted model, not a curated record.